Ixodes scapularis (black-legged tick) is the source of this 2993-nucleotide messenger RNA. RefSeq names its product protein SPT2 homolog. Lineage: Eukaryota; Metazoa; Arthropoda; Arachnida; Ixodida; Ixodidae. Gene Ontology annotation, molecular function: DNA binding; histone binding. Gene Ontology annotation, biological process: regulation of DNA-templated transcription; nucleosome assembly. The transcript has 9 exons. The record is from RefSeq and is a predicted model, not a curated record. Gene Ontology annotation, cellular component: nucleolus. Bases 151 to 2400 code for a protein of 749 amino acids.
AACGCUAGGGGGCAAAUGUCGCUUCGCGCCCGCCAUUGGUGCCAGUUCGGUGCGUAUGUGUAAAAAUCGGCUGUAAAAUUUGCCAUAUUUCGUGGUCCAACAUCCAAACCCACCCAACAUCACCUUCUGCGCCAAGCGAGACAAUUAACGAUGAACUUUGGGCGACUGUUGAACGUCGCUGAGAAAAACAGAAAUGCUUCCGCAGCCGAGAAAACCGUCAAGCGCUACAGCACGGAGGUUGCGCCGGCCAAAAAGCUGCCCAAGAGCAAUGUGCAGUUUGCCCAGAUCCGUGCCUUCUUGCAGCGAAAGGAGCAGGAAGAGAAGCAGAAGCAGAUCGAGGAAAUGCGCAAGAAAGAAAAGUUGCUGGAACUCCGGGCACAAAAUUCCAAGUCUAACAAGCGGGCAAAGGUGAUGGCAUCACGCACGAAGGAUAACAACUUCGGCCGCAUCCGGCUGACGGAGGAUGAGGAGGAGGCUCGACAGAAGCGGGAGGCGGAGCUCCAGCGCAAGAUGCUCACGGACAAGGUGGAGCGGAUGAAGGCACGCAUCAAGCUGCAGCAGGAAGAGGAGGAGCAGCCCCACAAGCGCAAGCGCAAACGACGCACCUCCGCCGGAGAGUUGGUGGGGUCAGACGAUGCCGCCGCCAAACACGACCCGCACGAGCGCAAGCCACGCAAGCGCAAGUACGAGAUCUACACCGGCGAGGACGAGAAAUCGGAGGACGAGCGCCCGGCGCCCCGGCCGGUCUCCCGCCCCCCGCCCAUGACCUUCAACUACCAGGACCUACUGCGACUUGCAAACGAGAAAAAGAACGAGCCAGUCGCGAUCGAACGCCUGGCCCCGCCCUCCAAGGAAGAGUACCGGCCACUCACCAAGCAGGAGAAGGAGAGGAGGAUGGAGGAGGAGCUACAUCGGAAGGGCGUCAAGGUGCCGUCCAAAUUCCCGCCGGCCAAGCGGAAAGACACGGCGGCACCACCUCGUAAAGAAGUGCCGGCGGCACCGAGCCGGAAGGAAGUGGCCGGUCCGUUGAAGAACGACAGCGCAAGGCCAAACGGGAAACUCCCGUCUUCCUCGGAAAAGGUGCCCGGACCGGCGGACAAGCAGCGACUGUCCGAGAAGCAGCGGGCAGUGUUGGAGCGACAGCGGCAGAUGGAGGAAGAAGAGCGCGAGCUGGAGGAGUUGGAGCGCAAGCUGGCGGAGCGCAGGCUGGCGAUCGCGCGGAAGCAGAAGGAGAUUGAGGAGAAGGAGGCGCGGGUGACAGAGAAGAGGGCAGCCCCGCCCCCGGCCGUUGCCAAGAAGCCGGGGAUUAAUCGGCCCGACGCCGGGAGGAGGGAGGCACCGCGGGACUGUCUCGGGGAGAAGAGGUUGCCGACCGCGGAAGAGAGGAGGUCCAAGGGCGCGGAGGUCACAGGAAAGACAAGCUCGAUCCUCAAAAAGCCGCCGGCGCCUUCGUCGGGUUCGCGGGACGUCGUUAGGAACGGCACGGGCGGCGGAAGCGGCAGUAGCAGUGGCAAAAAGCCCGCAGACUCCCAGCUCGGUUACGCCAGAAAGUCGACUGCGUUUAAGACGCAGCCCUCGCGGCCUCCGUCCAAGCAGGCAGAAAGGGACAGCGAGGACGAAAACGCCGACACCUUCUACGCAUAUUCCCAGAAACCAAAGGGCCCCAAGUCCGACCCCCCAUCCUCGAGGAAAAGCACUCCGUCGUCGUCGAGCGCCCAGCCUUCCGCGAGCAAGCGGCCGUUGUCUGCAAGUGAGAAACAGUCGUCUGCUUCGUCAGCCAAGGCAGACUGUCAGGUUCGCAAGACCGCAGUGCCCAGUCGCAGCAAAGAGGAAGAGCGUCGGAAAGCGCCGCCCGACAAGCCUGCGGCGUUGGCAAGUUCGAGGAUCAGCGCGGAGGAGCUGGCACGGCGGAAAGAGCACGCACUCAAGAUGAAGCGCAAACUCGAGCUGGAGAAGGAGAAAGAGAGGGAGAAGGAAAAGCAGAAGUCGCAGGUUUCGGCGGCCCCGUCUGCUUCCAAGAAGUUGAGCUACGAGGAGCAGUACGAGGACCUCUACCGCCGGCUGCAGGGUAAUUACAUAGAGUCGGAGGAAGACGACGAAGAGUACGAGGACGAAGAAGACGACAUGGAUGACUUCAUCGACGACACGCCGCAGUCCGCAAACCUCGACUACUCCAAGCACAUACGAGAGAUCUUCGGCUACGACAGGAGCAGGUUCCAAGACGACGACGACGACGAAGCAAUGGAAUCCAGUUAUGCGGAGCAAAUGAAGGAGGAGGUCAGAAGCGCAAGGAUCGGUCUGAAGGAGGACAUCGAGGACAUGAAGAGAGAGGAGGAAGAGCUGCGUCAGAAGCAGAUGAGAAAGCUGGAAAUGAUGCGGAAGAUGCGCCGCAAAAUAUAGCCGUUUACGUGACACCAGCCGCGAGCUUGCAUCGACGCGGCAGCCUUGUAAACAUUUUUCCCCAUUUCAGAAAAGACUGCAAAACGAAAUCGCUUCCAUUGUUUGCAGGCGCAGGAGCCAAGUUCUUUGCCCCGCGCCACACGGCGUCACUGGCGCGAACGGGGCAGCCACUUCCCGUAAAACUGCCCCUUCAGGCGUUCCUUCGCCUGGCAUUUCAAUCUUUGUUUCUGGUCCUAUAUCCACCAAUGCAUGCCAGAAUGUCUUUCCUGACAACUUGGUUGUCUCUUUCUCAUCGACCUUUUUUUUUUUUCUUUUGUACAGCCAAAUUUUUUCUUUUGUUUUCUGUGUUGAGUGUGGCGUGGUGUGUUAGUGCGAAUUGCAAUCUGAAAGUGGUGUAACGGUUUGCAAGUGCGACCGCUACGAAUGUUGUGUGCAUGUGCGUGCUCUUUGGGGUAGUGCGGGGAGGGGAAGCAUCCGAGAAACACCGACUGUUUGUUGCAAACGUGGGACAGUGCCGCUCCUAAAUAUAUGGCAAGUUGCAAUGUACCUUGAGGAUAAUUAUGCUCGAGAAAUAAAACUAUUUUGACACUUUA